This is a messenger RNA of Raphanus sativus (radish), 1957 nucleotides long. RefSeq names its product NAD(H) kinase 1-like. The transcript is spliced from 11 exons. Gene Ontology annotation, biological process: NAD+ metabolic process; NADP+ biosynthetic process. Bases 163 to 1803 code for a protein of 546 amino acids. Gene Ontology annotation, molecular function: NAD+ kinase activity. The record is from RefSeq and is a predicted model, not a curated record. NCBI's taxonomy places the organism in Eukaryota, Viridiplantae, Streptophyta, Magnoliopsida, Brassicales, Brassicaceae.
UGUUUCAUGGAAAAGAAAAAACAUGGAGAUGCUUACAACUCUUCCUCCCUCUUCCCAUUUUUUCUUUUUGUAUAAAUACGCAUGCGUUCCUUGUUGAGAUGGCAAAUCCACAACGCAUUUUGAUCUCUCUCUCUCUCUAAGUCUUGGAUCAUAAAGAAUUCAAUGUCGUCAUCGAACUACAAGCUCCAUAACACUGAUUCUGUUGGAAAUGGUGAUGCAAACAGUAACCCAGAAACAGGUUUCAAUGAUUUGGGCCUGGUUGCACUAGCUCAAUCAGGGAGAGAUGUACAGGAGCUUCUUAGUCAACAACAGACUCCUCCUAUCCAGGCUACCGAUGAUCAUCAUCUCAUUGAGUUCUCUGAGGCUUUGAUAACGGUUGCAAAGGCUCUAAGAGGUACUGCUAAAGGAAAAGCAGUGGUUCAAGCCGUGGCUGAUGAAUGGAAACAAAAAUAUGAGUUGGAGAGGUCUAAGAACCUUGGCUUGCUUCGUCAAGCACCAUCCAGUAGCAAUAAUAGCAAGGGGAUGGAUCAUUUAGCCAAGUCUCCGAGGCUUCAUGUCCCGGAAAAUGGGAAAUUAGCAAGGUCUUCCUUUGAUAGUAUUUGCUCUCAUGAAAUGCUCCAAGAUUGUGAACAUAACAGUCCUUACAACAAAUUGAAGCGAAAGGCAUCGUUUAAGCUUUCAUGGGAAUGCAAGGGGCAGGCUAAUGAUCAACACAAGAAAGAGAUUGUCUCGUUUGAGGGUGGGAACAUCACUACACUAGACCGCAGUAGUAAACAGAUUUCACUGACAUGGGAGACAAAUCCAAAAAGUGUUAUGAUUUUCACUAAACCUGAUUCAACUCCUGUACAAGUUCUUUCUGUGGAAAUGGUCAGAUGGUUGAAAGAGCAGAAAGGACUAAUAAAUAUUUAUGUGGAACCAAGAGUAAAAGCACAACUUUUAUCGGUGUCAAGCUCCUUCAACUUUGUAAAAACUUGGAAAGAUGACGAAGAAAUCUCACUUCUACAGCCAAAGGUUGACCUUGUUAUAACUCUUGGUGGAGAUGGUACAGUACUAUGGGCAGCAUCGAGGUUUAAAAAAUCAGUGCCUCCAAUUGUCCCAUUUGCUAUGGGAUCUCUGGGAUUCAUGACUCCUUUCCACAGUAAACAAUACCAAAAUUGUCUUGAAAAGCUUUUGAAGGGUCCAAUCAGUUUAACACUGCGACACAGGUUGCAGUGUCACAUUGAAAAAGCAGCAAAGCCUGACUCCGAGAAAGAAGCAGCAAAGCCUGACUCCGAGACAGAAACAGCAAAGCCUGACUCCGAUAAAGUGGAGCAUACGCUUGUUCUGAAUGAAGUCACCAUUGACCGAGGGCAAUCUUCUUACCUCACAAACCUUGAAUGCUACUGCGACGACUCAUUUGUCACAUGUGUCCAAGGCGACGGACUAAUACUAUCUACAACUACUGGUAGCACCGCCUAUUCACUUGCAGCUGGCGGGUCAAUGGUCCAUCCACAGGUUCCUGGGAUCUUGUUCACACCUAUCUGUCCGCAUUCUCUGUCUUUCCGCCCACUGAUAUUACCAGACCACGUGUUAGUGAAAGUGAAAGUACCAGCCAACAGCAGAGGCUCUGCGUGGGUAUCGUUUGAUGGGAAAGACCGGAAAGAGCUUAAGUCAGGGGAUACACUAGUGUGUAGUAUGUCACAGUAUCCUGUCUCAACGGCUUGCCAGGAUGAAUCAAUUAAGGACUUCCUACGCAGCAUCCACGAUGGUCUUAACUGGAACCUAAGAAAGACCCAAGCUUCUGACGGCCCUCGUGACACUUAAAAAACAAAAUUUAUCAUCCAGCACUCCUUUCUUUUCAUCUAUCCAUUUCUCUGUCUGGUUGUAUCCAUUGUUUGUUGUAUUAUGUAUCUGUUAUGAGCAAUAAUUAUGUUAAUGUGAUGAUUUCAAAGUUAAUGAUUCAAAAAAGAUGUUUAUA